ACAGACACAGUCCCACUCGAACAAACGAAAUUUACACCUGGCACUGUUCUCGCGUGUACUCACGCGCCGACGCAAUACUCUACCGUCGACGCCGACAUUGUCUCUACGCCGUUCUCCUUCGUCUUCAUACGGCCACGAUUCUGUACUAAGUAGUCAACUCAUACUUUUUCGCUUCACCAAGCUUCCUUUUAAACCCUAACCCUCGCCACAUUUCGUCCCUCUCCUGAAAACGAUGGCACCUAGUCCUCAUAUCAGAAAAGCAUUUAUGGCUAUGAAGGCUAUGGGAAUCAAGGAUGCGCAAGUUAAGCCAGUCUUGAAGAACCUUCUCACCCUUUACGAUAAAAACUGGGAGUUGAUUGCUGAAGACAACUACAGGGUUCUUGCUGAUGCUAUCUUUGAGAGCCAAGAAGCUCAGGCUAUUCAAGAAAGCAAAGGAAAUACGGCUGACGAAGCUAAAGUAGAUGAAGGCUGUUCCUCAGAAGUUGACAGAGGAAAGAAGAAGCCCCAUGAGUCUAUCGAGGAAGAUGAUGAAGCGUUAGCUGAGUCUGAUCGCCCUUUAAAGAGGCUGCGACGCAGAGGUGAAGGAGGCUCUGCGUUGACAAGCCCUAGCUUGGGCAGUCCGGCUUUAGAAGAGCCUUCAAAUUAUGACGGAGAAUCUGCUCCGAUCCUAUUGCCAUAUCAUCCUGUACAACCUGAACAUGACCAUGAUGCUGAUGAGGUCAUUAUUCCUAAAGUCGAGCCCAUUGCAAAUAUGUCUCUCAGUUCUAUUCAUCCAGAUUCAGUUGAUAGAGGGAACUCUUCAGUUCCCAUGCUUGAGAUGGCGAAAACAAAUGGACAUGUGGAAGAAAGGGCUGAGGAAAUAGUAAGUACUGCUGAUGGUACUACCAGUGACGUUUCUCCUACAACUGUUGGGAGAUUUAGUGAGCACAGGCUAGCUGCAACCAUAGAAGAACCCUCAGCACUUGAAUUAGCUUCUUCUGCUUCAGGCGAGGUGAAGAUUAAUCUUAGUUUUGCUCCUGCAACUGGAGAGUCAAAUCGACGUUUACCUUCUAUGGAGGAACUACGAAGAGCAAUGGAGGAGAAGUGUCUCCGAUCAUACAAAAUACUGGACCCCAACUUUUCUGUGCUUGGUUUUAUGAACGACAUCUGUAGCUGCUACCUGGACCUGGCAACAAAGGAAGAAGAUUCAGCAAACCAGAUGCCAAAAAAUAUGCCGUUUAUCACAACGAACAUUGAUGCAUUGAAGAAUUCUGCUGCGAGGAUGGCUUUUACUUCUCAAGGGAGUGAUGAUCAUAUGCAUGAUGUUGGAAAUGGUGCAGUUGGUGAUUCCAUGGCUUUGGUAGUUGUUCCCGAAUGCCACCUAUCUGCGGAUGAGUGGAGAUUGAUAAGCAGCGUCGGGGACAUCACUCUAGGGAACGAAACUGUUGAGAUUCCUUGGGUGAAUGAGGUCAACGACAAGGUUCCUCCAGUUUUUCGCUACAUACCCCAAAGCCUGGUGUAUCAAGAUGCUGCAGUGAAGUUUUCGCUUGGGAAUAUCAAGGAUGACCAAUGCUGCUUGUCUUGCUGUGGAGAUUGCCUGGCUCCAUCGAUGGCAUGCAGUUGUGCCACUGCAUUCAAUGGCUUUGCAUACACAGUAGAUGGCCUCCUACAGGAAGAUUUUCUAGAACAGUGUAUCGCUGAGGCCCGUGAUCCACAGAAACAUAUGGUGCGGUACUGCAAAGAAUGUCCUUUAGAGAAAGCCAAAAAUGAAGUAAUGCUGGAACCGUGCAAGGGGCAUCUAAAGAGGAAGGUCAUUAAAGAAUGUUGGAGCAAGUGUGGCUGUAUGAAGAAAUGUGGCAACAGAGUUGUCCAACAGGGCAUUCACAACAAGUUGCAGGUGUUUUUCACUCCCAAUGGGAGAGGCUGGGGACUCAGAACUCUAGAAAAACUGCCUAAGGGAGCAUUUGUCUGUGAGUUUGCUGGAGAGAUAUUGACCAUUCCAGAGUUGUUCCAACGCAAUUCUGAGACAGUUACUUCUGCGGUAUUAUUGGAUGCAUACUGGGGUUCUGAAGACAUUUCAGGGGAUGACAAAGCUCUUUGUCUUGAGGGAACGCAGUAUGGAAAUAUCUCCAGGUUCAUGAAUCACAGAUGCUUAGAUGCAAAUUUGAUUGAGAUACCAGUUCAUGUGGAGACUACUGAUUUACACUAUUAUCAUCUCGCAUUCUUCACGACACGAGAGAUUGAUGCUAUGGAGGAACUUACUUGGGAUUAUGGUGUCUUAUUCAACGAUGAUGUGUUUCCUACAAGUCCGUUCCAUUGUCGAUGUGGUAGCGAUUUCUGUCGUGUCAAUAAGCAGAUAAGCAAAGGCAAGAAUGUGAAGAAUAGAGCAUGAGAGCUUUGCGCAUUGGUAGUUUUUGAAGAUAUGUGAUGGCGCAGUCUCUUUUUUCUUUUUGUGAAGUUAAAAGUUUCCUUUUUUGUCAAACAAUCCGACAAGGCAUAUAAGCAAAGUCGGCCGGUUAAUCAAAUAUGUAGGUAGCUAUCGAAGGAUAACAAAUAUUAUUAUCCUCAAAAACUUAAUCGUCUUUUAUGAUAUCAAAACUCAUGUGUAUAUCUUAACUUAGGUUUUAAUUGCUUUUGUUUUUGACUUA
Molecule: messenger RNA, 2627 nt
Organism: Capsella rubella
Lineage: Eukaryota; Viridiplantae; Streptophyta; Magnoliopsida; Brassicales; Brassicaceae
Product: probable inactive histone-lysine N-methyltransferase SUVR2
Exons: 11
Coding region: 233-2371 (712 amino acids)
Cellular component (GO): nucleus
Molecular function (GO): zinc ion binding; histone methyltransferase activity; protein binding
Source: RefSeq, a predicted model, not a curated record